CAAGGGACCAGUUUCAAGGUCCCACGACCGCCACCGUCCGCGGAGCAAUCAAAACGUCCAUCAGUUCGCUUUCAUCGCCUUCUCCAGAAAAGUUUUCCCCACCUAGCUAGAAGCUAGCUCGUUUGUCACUAGAUUUCGACGGCCUUCCCGAAGAUUUCUUUUCUCCACAAUGUAUCACGCAAAGACAACCACCGAUUUUAACAUGUUCAGUCAACAGUGUUGCUUCAUGGACGAGGCCAAGUAUGGAGCCGCUAUCGGCUCCACUAGCCGUCGGGUUUUCGGCUUGGCCUCCGUCGCCGCCACUUCCGCCGUUGGCCCACUCACCGCUCCAGGAUGCAGUCCACGCCGACCACAACCAUCGUCGGAUCCUCAACUCUUGCAGAAACCUGCCGGAUUGCCUGACGACUACAGUUCCUCAGCUUCACCAGAUCAAUUCUGCCGAGCAAUCUCCACUACAGUUCACGCAUCAACCAAAUUGCGAUUUAAUUGUGGUUCUCGACGAGCAAACGACCUACACGACUACAAUGACACGACGUUCCCUACCGAAAGCGGACCGUUAUUUGAGCGAGCCCAACAUGAGCACGCCACAAGCUUCCCACGGGAGCUUUGAAUUUGAUGUACCAGAGUACACAUCCUUCGACUAUGCAUUCGAUUUCCCACCGGUUCCAGAAGCCUUCCCACCAGCCGCCAAUAGUUCCUCGGCUGCAUCUCCAGAUGCAGAUUUUCUUGAUCUGGAUUCUCUCAUGAGCUGUGAUAUCACAUCUCUUGACGCCUACAUUCAUGAUGAUUCCAUUGCCUCUCCUUCUAACGCUUCACACAUUUCUCCUCCAGCGUCGGACAUUGAUCCAGUUGACGAGUUCUUUCCACAGCUUGUGCACAAUAAUAAAAUUCAAUCAUCUUCCUCCUCAACAGUUGAAACGACAAUAACACGUGGGCGCAAAACUUCAUCGGUAUCGUCCGAUUCGUCAUCGGACUACCGUCAUAAACGGGAUAAGAACAAUCUAGCAUCCCAAAAAUCUCGUCAAAAGCGCCAAGCCAAAAUUCGCGAAUCAAAGGAGGAAAGAGAGCGUCUAGAGAAGCGAAAAGUUCAACUUCAAGCAAUGGUUUUAACCUUGGAGACUCAAGUCGAGGACUACAAGCGAUUGGUCAUGAUGUUUGUAAAGCGAUAAAUAUAUUAAUCAGAUCGCGUUUUUUUCUCAUUUUAUUGUGUGUGUACAUAAAUUCAAAUUUAAUUUUAUUUUGUUCUCGUUUUUUUCCUCAUUACUUAUCCCUUAUCCCUUAUUCACCAACCUCAUUUUAUCUCAUCUCAUCUCAAUAGCAAAUAGUAUUUAUAUUCCUUUUCAUUAAUCAAAAUAAAGUAGAAAAAUAGAAAUAA
This is a messenger RNA of Caenorhabditis elegans, 1375 nucleotides long. RefSeq names its product Transcription factor zip-2 (gene zip-2). Gene Ontology annotation, biological process: DNA-templated transcription; defense response to Gram-negative bacterium; regulation of DNA-templated transcription. Gene Ontology annotation, molecular function: DNA-binding transcription factor activity. NCBI's taxonomy places the organism in Eukaryota, Metazoa, Nematoda, Chromadorea, Rhabditida, Rhabditidae. The record is from RefSeq and is marked reviewed. Gene Ontology annotation, cellular component: nucleus.